Messenger RNA from Mauremys reevesii (Reeves's turtle), 2047 nucleotides. RefSeq names its product basic leucine zipper ATF-like transcription factor 2 (gene BATF2). The transcript is spliced from 3 exons. Gene Ontology annotation, molecular function: RNA polymerase II cis-regulatory region sequence-specific DNA binding; DNA-binding transcription factor activity, RNA polymerase II-specific. Gene Ontology annotation, cellular component: nucleus. Bases 195 to 587 code for a protein of 130 amino acids. NCBI's taxonomy places the organism in Eukaryota, Metazoa, Chordata, Testudines, Geoemydidae. The record is from RefSeq and is a predicted model, not a curated record. Gene Ontology annotation, biological process: regulation of transcription by RNA polymerase II.
UAAAUCGAAACUGAGCUGUGUUUAUAAAGUCACGAAUGCACUGAGCUCUUAGGAGAUGACUGGCAGCCUGUGAGGGAGAGCUUGGCCAGGCCAGCGAAGCACAGCUUCUGUCGGGAUGGUCCCAAGCUGCUAAGUGCUCCUCGGCCAGAGUACACACUUUUCCUUGGCGAUCUGUCACUUCAAGAGCUGAUCCCAUGCAUGUCUAUAGCAUGGAGCGCUUUGGGACUAACCCUCUGUCCCAGAGCAGCACUAGCUGCCUCUCUGAGGACUCGCAGGAUGGGAAUAUACUAAUGGUUGGAGCGAAUUCUUUGGAAGAAAAGAAGCUGAAAAGACGUCAAAAGAAUCGUGCAGCUGCCCAGAGGAGCCGACAGAAGCACACGGAGAAGGCAGAUGAGCUCCAUCAGCAACACGAGCAGCUGGAGCAGAAUAACACAGCCCUGAAGAAGGAGAUUGAGGCCCUGAAGGAGGAGUUGAUGUACUGGAAUCAAAUGCUCAAGGACCACGAAUCCACCUGCCCAGACAUGCUGACUCCCUCCUUGCCAACACAGACCCCCCUUCUGCACUGGCUGGACCGGGGGAUACAGUGACCCUGGCUACUCCUUGGGAGUCCUAAGUUAAGGAGGGCUGUUAAACUGUGAGAGAAGAGCUGCUGCACUGGAUCAGAUCCAUGCACCCAUCCAGCCCGGUAUCUCUCCCUCCCUGCUGCCCUGGCUCAGGCCCACAGCCCAUGUAAUUCCAUCUUUGACAUCAGCCAGAGCAGAUGCUUGAAAGGACAGCACCAAACGUAAUCUGGGAGGUGGGCUGGUGAGUGGACGCAGCUUUGCUUCCUUCCAGGCAGCAGAUCUCUCCACAACAGGUCAUGGUUAGAUGGGGAAUUCCUAACCAAUCCACGAGGUAACCCAGAAUGGGAACAUGCACAGACAGAACCCAGCACAAUAUGGGGAGCAGAAGACCCUGUCGGAUGCUGUCUAACACUAAAGCCAAAACAGAUCAGUGGCACGUGAGGAGACUAAUAAAAUUCACACUCCCAACCUCCAGCCAACACCUGACCUUGCUCUAUCCAGCCUGGUCUCCCCACCCUGCUACAUGGACCUGGGGACACCAAUCAGCUAGGAUUCCCUAGCGCUAGGCCCUAUCCAUUGAGCCCUCAGUGCAGCCCUGGUGCAUUAUGGCGUCCAGGCUUUUUCCCUAGCCUGAAGCACAGGGUGAAUUUCACCCUAAGGAGCCAUUACCAAGCUGCUGUCUGGGAAACAGUUUGUACUGAAAUGGACUGUUAUUUUCCUGGGUUCUUUGCUAACUGGGUGCCAUGUUUAAUGAGACAAUGGUGAACUUCUGACAUUUCUGUAAAUGUCUGUUCUGUGUAACAGAGACACUGUGAUUCUGCAGGAGAGUCUAUUGGCUUGGAGUUUGUGUCUGCACAGGUGUAAACCUUAAAUUAAACUGGGUUUAUUCUCUUGUAUGAGGGAGUUCAGUUUUUGAGGCAGAGGCGCCCUUAUUAGAUUGAUAUAUUAUGAGCCAGGCCCCCAUUAUGGUGUACACAUUAGCCAUAUAGUCAGAUUCCAGGAAUGUCACUCUCACAGUAAGGCCAGAAGAGACCACGCUGAUUAUCUAGUCUGACCUUGGACACAGUGCAGGCCACAGAAACUCCCCCACCCACUCCUGUGGUAGACCCAUAACCUCUGGCUGAGUUACUGAAAUCCUCAAAUCAUGAUUUAAAGAGUUCAAGGUACAGAGACUCCACCCUUGACACUAGCUUAAACCUACCUGUGAGAGAUGCCCUGGACUGCAGAGGAAGGCAAAACCUCCCCAGACUCUCUGAAGACUAUGAUAGCUGUAGAAUGUGUGUGAAACAAUGGAAACAGCUACAAGCAGGGUUGAGGGCUCUUUUUGUUCAGCAUGGCACCAGGUUGGGUGAGUCAUGAUGGGCUUUGCCAUGUGGUACCAUCCAGUUUUUAACGAGUGCCCCCUUGUGAUGCUGUCACAGAAUGUGGAGGAGUCAGGGCCCCACACCCCCCACUUCCUGCGAUUCACCGUGACUCUCAGCCAG